Messenger RNA from Magallana angulata, 6442 nucleotides. Its product is annotated as zinc finger protein 521-like. NCBI's taxonomy places the organism in Eukaryota, Metazoa, Mollusca, Bivalvia, Ostreida, Ostreidae. The transcript is spliced from 4 exons. The coding region runs from base 26 to 5644 and encodes 1872 amino acids. Gene Ontology annotation, molecular function: DNA-binding transcription factor activity, RNA polymerase II-specific; RNA polymerase II transcription regulatory region sequence-specific DNA binding. The record is from RefSeq and is a predicted model, not a curated record. Gene Ontology annotation, biological process: regulation of transcription by RNA polymerase II. Gene Ontology annotation, cellular component: nucleus.
GUGUGUACCACAGUAGUUGGCAACCAUGUCCAUUGAGAGGACCACAUGUCUUCACUGCAGCGCCACCCUGACAGCUGGCCAUUCUAGAUCUCAGCCUACAGACACAGUGUGGAACAAUGCACUCUCCACUCUGUUUUCCAGGGACAGUGCUUACCACAAUGCUGAUAAAGAAUUCUUCUGUAAUAGGUGCAGGACAGCCAUUCUUGAAGCCUUCAAACGACAGGAGGCAUCUGUGAAGUCUAUCAGUGAUUUAGCAGCAUUAGCUAAAACGCAGGACGUGGCAUCCAAUCUUCUGUCUCAAAAUGUCCUUUCAUCAACACUGAAGGAUGCUGAACAGGAAUGGUUUUUGGUGAGCUGUAACCAGAAGGAGGGCUCUCUUCUUUGGCAAGGCUCUCGGACAGGAAAGACCUUCAUCAAUAGUCACGACUCCAUUGCACGCUCCUUCUUCCAAUACUGCUCAGAAACCAAUAAAGUUGGCACUCCCGGUAAAAGAAACAUUGACCAGGACAAUAGAUCAAAUAUGGAUGACUCAUGUGAGUCUAAUGAUAUAGAGGAAAGUGAUGGUUUAUUAUGGAAUUGCUGUGUUUGUAAUGCUUCAUUUGCAAGCAAAAGGCUAUUGCUACAUCAUAUUCGAACAACACACAGGCUGAAGGGAGAAGAUGCAGAGAUUGUGGCGAAGAGGAAAUUCAUCCCUGAUGUUGAUGAUUUACCCAGCACAAAGAAAAAGAGAAUUGAUGAGGAGAAAGAUACUGUGGGGAAUGUGAGAAAAGAUGAUCAGAUGCAUUGGAAAUGUUUAGACUGUGGGAACAUUUAUGUGCACAAAAACAGUGCUAAAAUACAUUUAAAGAAAGACCACAAUAUAAGCUUGGCAGAGUCUUUAGGUCACCUUAUUAAGGUAACUAGGGAGGAACUGGGUCAUGUUGUCAAUACAGAGGAAAAUGGAGGUCUUUACAAGUGUAAGAAAUGUUGGAAAGACUACUUACUGAAGUCAUCUGUUGUCAGACACUUAAAAGCAGACCAUCAUGUCGCACGGUUAAACGUUCACAAUUUCAUAGAUUACCCAUCUCCUCAAGCAGGCAAAUUAAAUAAUGAGGCACCCGCUCUUGACAAGAGAUCCAUGAUCAAGAGAAAACCUGCAGAGAAAACUUGGAAAUGUAAGGUAUGUCAAGUUUCAUUUAAAGAUCAAAAGUCCAUUGAGGACCACAUGUCUAGUCUUCAUGCAAUGAGGAUCAGCAAGUCAAGAGCUUAUAUGGAGGUCCCAGUAUCAGACAAUGAAGAUGAAAUUCAGGACUAUACAGAUGAAAGCGAUGCCUCUGAACCUCCUAACAUUACCCAAAAUAAUGAUGAAGAAUAUCAAGGUGAGACUGGAUCUAAUUUUACAAAAAUCCGACAGUGGGGAUGCAGAAAAUGUGGUACUCAAUUUUGUCACAAGAAAGAUGCUCUUAGACAUCUUCGAGUUCGUCAUGAAUUGUCUGAGAAUGAUCGAUAUGAGUUUUUGAAAAAGCUUGAUGAUAAAAAUAUGCCUGAGUUAGAGAGAGAAACAUCAGACUUACCUAAAAGUAGCAAAAAUUGGCAAAGCUCUUUAAGUGGGGAAAACUAUAGCAACAAGUCAGAGAUGAAUAGGCACAUUGAAACUUGUCAUAAAACAGCAUUUAACAGAGGAGAACAGGUCAAAUCUGCAAAGUCAUCAUUCACUCAGGGAAACAGUCAAGAUGAGGUCAUAACAAUAGAGUCAAAUGAUGAAGAAGAGACUAACAUAGCAGAGAAUAAUGUUACAGUGUCUGCAAAGGAGGGAGCAACAUGGGGUUGUCAGAGGUGUAAGAAGACCUUCAUCAAGAAGUCCAAGGUCACUGAUCACAUGAGGAUGUAUCAUAACUUAUCCCUCAUAGAGGCAGGAGAAGCUGGGAAAGACAUUUUGAUUCAAAGUCAAAAUGGUAAGGAGAUUCAAUGGAGGACUGAUGUGGAGGAAGAAGUGUUUGUUGAUGUUGAAACUGCUGAGAAUAAACCCCAGAAAGAAUGGUUCUGCAAGCUUUGUAAUAAGAGUUACUUUCGUCGGUCCGAUGGUGCGAGACAUUGUAGAACUACCCAUGAUGUUUCUUAUGAUGAGGGCAAACUUUUGGUUGUACAUAUAUCUGAACUACCUGAAAGCAGGUCAAGCAAAGCUGAGGAAAAAGCCACUAACCAGAGUGAAGGGAAUGCAGAGAAUGAAAAACAACAACCUUGGAAAUGUUUGAAGUGCAGCCAGCAGUUUCAUAGCAAACCUGAUAUUCAACGUCAUUUGACAGAUAUACACUUUAUUGCUGACCAAGAUCAUGAGUUUUUCAUUGAAAGGAAUAAAGACUUUAUCAGAAAAUGGAUGUGUAGUAAAUGUGGGCAAAGAUUUUAUCAUCGUUUCGACACCUCUAGGCACAUUAAUUUAACACAUGAUAUUGUGUGGGAAAAAGCAAAGGAUUUUGUACAGUUCAUUGAUGACUUUGAUUCAAGCUUCCUGGAAGCUCAAGACAAAGAUGAAUCCAAACCAUAUGUGUGUUUAAUUUGUAGAAAACUCUUCUGUGCAAAGAAGCAAUUGAUGAUCCAUUUGCAGAAAUUUCACAAAGCCAAGAUCGAUGCUGAUAAUAUUGCAAAGCAUGUUUUAAGUUUUCGUAAAGUCCAUUCCAGAAACUGGGAUUGCAUAUCCCCAGAGGCUGCUGACAAUAAAAAUCAUGUACCAUUGUCACUUCUUAGUUCGUUUAUGGUGGAAGAAGAUACAGAGGCCAGAAUAGAGGAUUCAUUUAAUUUAGAUGACGUAGAAGUGAAAAUAUUGAAAGGAGAUGGAUCAUACACUGAAGAAACCUGGGCAAAGAUAAUAGGAACUAGCUAUGAGAGUGCCAGCAACAAGUCUACCUCAUACCGACCAAAGAAAGACAUAGAAAACAAAAGGUUUAUCUGCAUGCUCUGUAAUCUUAGGUACUACAAGAUGAAAGAGGCUCAGAGGCAUAUGUUUUUGAAGCACAAGAUUUCCUACAUUGAAGCUGUUAAUUACAUAAAUGAGAACAAAGCUGUGGUGUUCAAUCAAGAUGCUGAAGGGCCCAGUGAGAGGACUCCAAAACGAAGAAAAAUCAGAGAAGAAGGGGGACAUCUAUUUUAUUGUACACUUUGUAUGAAAGCAGCCAUUCAUUUUCAGUCCAGUCAACAGCACAUAACCAAUUACCACAAGGAGAAGAAAGAAAAUGUCUGCAAGAAGAUCUGUAGGUCUCAGAAUGUGGAUGUAUUCAAGUUAGGAAAUGAGGACAAAAUGAACUUUGUUUGUGUGCUCUGCUGUGUGACAUUUAGAAGCAGAAUUGAUGGUUUCAAGCACAUAGCAAAGGAGCACACUCAAGUUCCUCAAGAUGAGAUAUCUGAGUUCUUAUUCACCAAGGAAGACAAGAUGAAAACCUGUGUGGUCAAGUUCAACAAGUCCAAUGGAGUGGUUAGGGUCUUCAGUGUUAUGACUGAGGACAUCUUAAAUGAUGUUAAAUUUUCUGAGAUCAGCACCAUCAGAGAAGAAGAAGGAUCAGAGGAUGAGGAGGAGAAAAAGAAAGCAAUGAAGAUGGAAAAAGAAGAUGGUAAAGAUGUUGUCAUGGAUUAUGAGAAUGUAGAAGAUUCAUUGGCGAUCCUUUUGAUGAACAUGAGUAAUCCUGAGAGUUUUCAGAAGUUUUCUUACAAUGAAUUUUACUACAUCUUCUCUAUACCUGCAAAAUCACAGAAAAAUGUACCAUUUAGUAUUGUUAGCCACAUUUCUUGUCCAAACUGCCCAAGACAGUUCAUUGACCAAAAAGCUCUUCAUAAACACCUGCUCUCCUGUUGUGUCCCAAAACAAAAUACCUGGGAAUGCCUGAAUUGCAGGAAAAGUUUCAAAUCUGUUGGAUCUUUGGUAAAUCAUAUUCAGAAGCAGUACAACCUUCAAGGUACAGAUGUGUUGAAUUUUAUGCGUUCAAGAGAAAUUGUCAUUGCACCAGAGAAUGGAGUUGAGAUACUUGUUGAUGGCAGAAGUGAACAAGAUAUAAAAUCUUUGUUCAACACCAAAAAAUCAGAAGAGAAUGUGGAAAAUGAUGAUGAAAAUGAAGAAUCCAAUCAGUCUACAGAUGAGGGAGAUACAAGAAAACAGUGCUUUGUUUGUGGAUAUAAAUGUAGUGACCGAAAAGCUUUGUUUAAACACUGUGAAGAGGCCCACUCCAUUACAGGUCAUAACAACAGGUUCACAGAAUGCAUAAAGUGCAUGACUUAUUUCAAGUCACGCAUGGACAUCAUGGAUCAUCUUCAUAGUGUGCAUGGCAUUAAGUGUCCAAAGCUGUAUGAGAAAAGCCAUGUGUGCGUCCUUUGUGAAGAAAAGUUCAGUGACAAUGUGCAGCUGGCUAAGCAUGUCAGGACACAUGGAAAUAGGUUCACUUGCAAACACUGUACCAAGAGGUUUGAAAGCUAUUCAAAAAUGGCAACACAUUUAAAAAUCCAUUCGGAGAAAUUUCCAAGAAAACCAAUGAACUGUAUCAUUUGUAACUUAUCUGUGCCUGGAGAGUCUUAUCUCGGACAUCUUAUUGUUCACUAUGAUAGGAAAUAUGGACCAUGGAAAUGCCUUGUGUGUGAAAAAGACUUUAACCUUAGAAGAAAUUUAAAAGAACACCUUAAAGGAGAACAUCAGAUCUCCAUAUGUGAGAAGUGUGGCAAAACCUUUAACUGUAUGUACACUCUAAAGCAACAUGAGGCUGUGCAUAGGAGCAAAGUGAAAUGUACCUUGUGUAACAAGCAAUUUGAUAAUAAGAUUGAACUUGCCAUUCAUAAGAGAAUUCAUGUAAAGUACUGGAUUUGCCAUAUUUGUGGGAGAAAUCUCCCUAAUCAGAACGCCUUGAGUGGCCACUUAAAAGCUCACAAGGAGAAAAAGGCCUUGACAUCAACUCAGAAGUCAGAAAAAUAUUGUCAAAUCUGCAACAGAAACUUCAGCAGCUAUGAGAUGUAUCAGAAGCAUCAAGCUAUUCAUAAAGGAGACAGACUCCAUUGUUGUCAGUACUGUGGGAAGAAGUACUCCUACCUUGGCUCCCUGAAACUUCACUUCCGCACAAACCAUCCAGAACACAAGCCCUAUAAAUGUGUGGUUUGUGGAAAGACAUUUUCCACGUAUCACCAGAGGUUUCUUCACAUGCGAGAGCACAAAGACUACAGGGAUCCGAUUCGACCAUUCAAAUGCUCCUUCUGUCCUGGCCGAUUCAAGCACAAAAUGAGCCUGCAACGCCACGAAAGAUUGAAACACUUCAACGAGUCCCUGAUUGGCUUUAGAUGUGAUAAAUGCAACAAAGAGUUCACCAAUGGACAACAAUUACUGAGACAUGCCAUGUUUUGUGAGCCAGUCCUCACUGAACAUCCAGGUGGAGUGGGUAGCAGUGUGAUGGUGGAGAAUGAGAGCACAGGUUUAGAGGUUGUGGCAGAGGAGACAGUGGCCCUGGAGACCUCUGGAGGGAGGUCAGAGGACCCAGGGGGACCUCAGUCUGUACAGGUCCACACCAUCAACAUUGGCUCUGAGGUCCUGUCCUUCUCCUGCAGUGACCAGGAGGAACUGAUCCUUGAGGUACCAGAAGGGAUGUUGGUGGAGACGGAUAAUGGAUACCAGAUCAUUGUGUCGGAAGGAAGCUGAAUGUCUGUGGAACAAUCAAAAUAAUCAUUCUUUCAUUAGUUGAUUUUGUUUAUGGUAAUCACUGAACAAGCAACAGCUGUAGACACUCACAAUGUGAAGAUUUUUUACAAGUAGCUCUUUAUACAAAAAAUAAACAAUUAAUUCUCAUUGUGAGAGGAGAGAAAUUUUGUCCCUUUUUAUAUAAAUUCUAAUGAAAACCUCUUUUUGUGUUAUAAGAUGUCAUAUCCUUUCGUAAAUAUUUGAAAUAUGUGAAUCAUCAUAUUUUCCUAUUUUUUUUAUUACAAUUAUAAAGUGUAUUGAAAUUGUAAAUAAGGGGAAAAUUUUUAAAACUUUUGGUGCAAUUUUUUCAUGAAUACAUUGUAAAAAGCACUUCAGAUUUUUCUUAAUCUUCAGAUUCUAAAACAAAAUCUUAAAGAUUAUGUUUUGUUUUUAAUGAAAGUGGCAAAUUGGCAUUUUAUUCUGUAUACCUGCUUCACAAAUUAGUCAUUUCCACUAGAUAGUGUAUAUAUAUUAAGGACUGAACCAAAUGAUAAAUGGAAAGCAACAUGUUUACACUAAAUGUGUGUUAUUACAUGUUCUUUUACUUGUGAAUGCUUUAAUACUCAUCAUUUUUUUUCCAAUAUACAUGUUUGAUGUACACUAUACUUUGUACAUAUUUUUGGCAUUAUUCUUUUGUAAAAUGGAAUUUCAAUCAUUGUAAAAAGUGAUCUUUAUCUUUUUAUAAUCUACCAGUACCUUUCCUCUUUAAUUUUCUAAGGGAGGCUAUAUUAUGUUAGAUUUUGUGUUAUCAUCUCAAAU